This is a messenger RNA of Nyctereutes procyonoides (raccoon dog), 2500 nucleotides long. It is a transcript of the gene ALDH3A2, whose product is annotated as aldehyde dehydrogenase 3 family member A2. Gene Ontology annotation, cellular component: cytoplasm. The transcript has 12 exons. The record is from RefSeq and is a predicted model, not a curated record. NCBI's taxonomy places the organism in Eukaryota, Metazoa, Chordata, Mammalia, Carnivora, Canidae. Gene Ontology annotation, biological process: aldehyde metabolic process. The coding region runs from base 90 to 1610 and encodes 506 amino acids. Gene Ontology annotation, molecular function: aldehyde dehydrogenase (NAD+) activity.
CCCAGCGCCGCCGGGCCGCGCGAGCCGCACGGGCGCCGAGGACGCGGCGCAGCGAGCGAGGGAGCCGGCGGGUGAGGCAGGACCAGGCCAUGGAGAGCCGAGUCCAGCGGGUUCGCGUCGCGUUUGCGUCCGGCCGCUCGCGCCCCGUUAGGUUCCGUCUCCAGCAGCUCGAAGCCCUGCGCAGGAUGGUGCAGGAGCGCGAGAAGGACAUCCUGGAGGCCAUCGCCGGCGACCUGUGCAAGAGUGAACUCAAUGCAUACAGUCAGGAAGUCAUUACCGUUCUUGGGGAACUUGAUCUUGUGCUGGAGAAUCUUCCCGAAUGGGUUGCUGCUAAACCAGCUAAGAAGAACCUGCUCACCAUGCUGGAUGAGGCCUAUGUUCAACCGGAGCCCUUGGGAGUCGUACUGAUUAUUGGAGCUUGGAACUACCCCUUUGUUCUCACCAUUCAGCCUCUGAUUGGAGCCAUUGCUGCAGGAAAUGCUGUCAUCAUCAAGCCUUCUGAACUAAGUGAAAAAACAGCUAAGAUCUUGGCUGAACUCCUCCCACGGUAUUUAGACCAGGACUUGUAUGUUGUUAUCAACGGUGGCGUCAAAGAAACCACAGAGCUCCUGAAGCAGCGAUUCGACCACAUUCUCUAUACGGGGAACACGGCAGUUGGAAAAAUUGUCAUGGAAGCUGCUGCCAAACAUCUGACCCCUGUGACUCUAGAACUAGGAGGGAAGAGCCCGUGUUAUGUUGACAAAGAUUGUGACCUGGACAUUGCCUGCAGGCGUAUAACUUGGGGGAAGUACAUGAAUUGUGGUCAGACCUGCAUUGCUCCUGACUACGUUCUCUGUGAACCGUCCCUCCAGAAUCAAAUUGUGCAGAAGAUUAAGGAAACUGUGAAGGAAUUUUAUGGAGAAAAUAUAAAAGAAUCUCCUGAUUAUGAGAGGAUCAUCAAUCUUCGUCAUUUUAAGAGGAUACUAAGUUUGCUUGAAGGACAGAAAAUAGCUUUCGGUGGGGAGACCGAUGAGGCCACACGCUAUAUAGCCCCUACAAUACUUAGUGAUGUUGAUCCUGAAAGCAGGGUAAUGCAAGAAGAAAUUUUUGGACCGAUUCUUCCAAUAGUUCCUGUAAAGAAUGCUGAUGAAGCCAUAAAAUUCAUAAACAGCCGUGAAAAGCCCCUGGCUUUCUACAUAUUUUCUCACAACGAUAAGCUUGUCAGACAGAUGAUCAACGGCACGUCCAGUGGUGGUGUCACAGCCAAUGAUGUCAUCAUGCACUUCACACUCAGCUCUUUACCCUUUGGAGGUGUGGGUUCUAGCGGGAUGGGCGCUUAUCACGGGAAAUACAGCUUUGAUACUUUUUCUCAUCAACGUCCCUGUUUACUAAAAAGUUUAAAGAGGGAAGGUGCUAACAAGCUCAGGUAUCCUCCCAACAGCCAGUCAAAAGUGGACUGGGCGAAAUUUUUCAUCUUGAAACGCUUCAACAAAGGAAAACUCAGUCUGCUGGUACUAACUUUCCUGGGCAUUUUGGCGGCUGUGCUUGUCAAGAAAUACCAAGCUGUGCUGAGGAGAAAGGCCCUGUUGAGUUUUCUGGGAGUUCAGACUGUAUUGUCCAAUAAGCAGUGAUGGCCAGCAGAUUCCAGGACCAGCUCUCUCUGUUAAGAGUGAGGUUGGAUACUACUGAAGAAGGAUCCUGUUCAACCUCCUAGAUGCCUUUACUGAGUUAUUUCUCUAUUAAAUACUUAAUGAACCAAUCGUUUUAAAAUCCUACCAAAAAUAGUAAGGAAAACUACAAAUGCACCAUAAUCAAAUCUAAAAGUCAUUGCCAUUCACCAUGGAUAAAACUUGCCAUGUCAGCCAAACUCCAGUCCUCCCCCCCACUGUUGGGUGACUCGGAGAAGCAAUUUGGCGUUGUGUCACCCAGACCUUAGAGCUUGAGUCUAGGGGAGGAGAUGUGUUACGCUAAACCCGGACUCUUUGGGAGAUGUAAAAGAGUCUCCGAACCUGUUGAGUGACUUCUUCAUUCCAGUUCAUGGGACACAGGGCACCCUGCCCCCACUGCUGCCUUAUGCCAUCUCUCUGUGGAGCCAUCAGCCUUUGGCUUCCAGAGAAGUGGAGCUAGAUCUUCCCAGCUCUGCUUAGGGUUUGAUGCACUGGAAUUGUAUAUGGGUUGGUGGUGGGAAUUGAUCCUGUCUCUCAUCCAUUGGGACAUAAGGAUUUGACGUUCGGGAGUCAACCCUCCUGUCAGUGCCAUCUGACCAGUGGUCUUCCUACUUUCUCAUCCAUUCUCCACCCUCUUGUGUUUUGUUGGGGACAGUUGUUUUGUGGCUGUCUACAAAUGCCUUUUGUGACUAAUACCAUGCAAAACAUCUUGUAUUUCCCAGGGCUUCCAGGGAAGACCGUUGCCAAUUUCACAAAAGUAUCAUCUGUUACUUCCUGUGUAGGCAUAGAAUUCUGCAUCUUACAAAACCUAACUGGUAUGAUUUUAUGCUGUAAUAAAAUGACUUAUAACAAUA